Messenger RNA from Aricia agestis (brown argus), 1962 nucleotides. It is a transcript of the gene DNApol-alpha73, whose product is annotated as DNA polymerase alpha subunit B. The record is from RefSeq and is a predicted model, not a curated record. Gene Ontology annotation, cellular component: alpha DNA polymerase:primase complex. The coding region runs from base 55 to 1809 and encodes 584 amino acids. Gene Ontology annotation, molecular function: DNA binding. Gene Ontology annotation, biological process: DNA replication; DNA replication initiation. Lineage: Eukaryota; Metazoa; Arthropoda; Insecta; Lepidoptera; Lycaenidae. The transcript is spliced from 12 exons.
CUUUUUCACGCUUCUUUCAUCCGCAAUCCGCAUCGCUCUUUCAAUUUACAGAAAAUGGCUACCGAGGAAUUGGUGACUGAGCAAUUUCAGUUUUUAGGAAUAGAUUUAGCAAAAGAAGUUAUUAAAAAGUGUGUAAACUUAUGUGAAGAAUACGAUAUUGACGCGGAAGCGUUUAUUGAACAAUGGAUGGCAUUUAGUUUGACGCAUUUAAAUGGCGCUUCACCAACUUUACAAAACUUGGAAUUACUCGCAAAGAGGGAAUUUUCCAAACAGGCGGCGAGGCCUAACGUAGCACACAAUGAUAAAGUGUUGCAGAGUACCGAAUCCAAUAUAGCACUUUAUGGUCUUAAAAAUUCGCAAGAUAUCCAAGGUAGACCAGAAAAUGCUGUGCUGUCCAACUAUAUUACUGGAUCACCCAAGGAAAUUAAGAUGGAAUCAAUGGAAGAUCAACAAUUACAAAAAGUUAAAAAUGAACUUUGCCCAGCGAUGUAUACCCCCAUAGAUCACUCAGGAACAUUUAACACCAGGACAAACCAACUUACAGUAGUGCACUCAUUUGGGGACGACAAGUCACUUAAUUUAUUAGCACAGCCAAAUUCUGUUAGUAAUAUAUUAGAUUUAAAUAUAAAGCAAGUUCCCAAUGAUGAUGGCGAAAUAUACACUAAGGCCAUGUUUGGUUUUGAGCUAUUACAUGAAAAGUCCAGCAUUAUUGAUAACCAUAUAAGUUAUUUGUCACAAUGCAUUAUGAAAAAAAUGGGAUUUAACGAGCAGCUCAGUUCAGUGCGACACAAGUCACAGACAGAAAUCUUGGUGGCUGGGCGGAUCGAUUGUGACGCUGAUGCGAGGCUAAACCCAAAGAGUGUAAUUCUGCAGGGAACAUGGGAGGAGUCACUCAGCCAAUCGGUUCCUGUUGAUUUAGAUAGUCUGAAGCAAUACUCAUUGUUCCCCGGGCAAGUAGUAGUGCUGCGAGGCGUUAACCCCCGCGGGGACAAGUUUAUCCCUAACGAGGUCUACGCAGACGCUUCUCGGCCCAUUCCAGACCCGAAAGUCGACAUGAUGAAUGUCUUGAAUGGUACAUUGUCGCUGGUGAUUUCGUCUGGUCCCUAUACCACGAGUAAUAAUUUGGCAUAUGCCCCUCUUAAGGAUCUAAUAACAUACAUAAAUGACUAUAAACCGCAUGUUGUUUUAAUGACUGGUCCUUUUCUGGACUGUGAGCACACUAAAGUGAAGGACAACACUAUGGCUGAAACCUUCAAAUCAUUUUUUGACAAACUUCUAGAUAGUCUUGCUGAAAUAAGUACUAGCAGCCCUCUUACUAAAAUAUACAUUGUAUCCAGCUGCAAAGACGCAUUUCAUGUGAAUAUUUAUCCAACACCACCUUACAGCAGUAAAAAAAAGCAUCCAAACAUACAUUUCUUACCAGAUCCAGCUAAUUUAAAUAUUAAUGGAGUAACUAUAAGUAUAACAAGCAUAGAUAUGCUUAUGAAUAUUAGUCAAGAAGAAAUAUCAUUAGGCAUGGGCGGCGACAAGUUAUCACGGCUGGCGAGUCACGUGAUCCGUCAGGCAGGGUGGAGCGCGCGGGGAGCGGACGCAGGGCUGUGGGCGGCGCACGCGCAGCUGCCGCAUACACCGCACGUCCUAGUGCUGCCGUCUAACUUCAGAUACUUCAUCAAGAAUGUUGAAGGCUGCGUGGUAGUUAAUCCGGAGCAUCUGACAAAAGGCACUGGAGGUGGCACUUUCGCCCGAAUGCUUGUAUCCAAUAAUGGUAAUCCUACGAUUGAUAUCGCUGCUCAAAUUGUUCGUAUUUAAUUAAGACAAAGCAACAAAUCACGAUUCUCAUCAAUCAGAAGUCAGAACUCAGAAUCUCCCCAUACAAAAUAAUUAAAAUUUUAAACAUAAAUUGAGAAAUUCCACAUGAUAAGACAGUAUUACAUAUUUUCACAAUAAAAUAAGAAAUGUUGA